GACUCUGGGGCCUGGUCAACAAUGCUGGCAUCGCCAUUCCCUCGGGUCCCAAUGAGUGGCUGAACAAGAAGGACUUUGCAAAAGUCCUGGAUGUGAACCUGAUGGGCCUGAUCGAGGUGACUCUGAACAUGCUGCCCUCAGUGAGGAAGGCAAGGGGCCGUGUGGUCAAUGUCUCCAGUGUCAUGGGUCGAGUGUCUUUAUUUGGUGGUGGUUACUGCAUCUCCAAGUAUGGUGUAGAGGCCUUCUCAGACUCCCUCAGGAGGGAGCUCUCCUAUUUUGGGGUGAAGGUGGCUAUUAUAGAGCCUGGAGGCUUCAAGACUGCUAUGACCAGGAGUGACACGCUACCAUCAAGUAUCAAGAUGCUGUGGGACCAGGCCAGCUCAGAGGUCAGAGAGAUCUAUGGAGAGAAGUCCCUGGCAUCUUAUCUGACACAUUUAAAGUCACUGGACCAAAAGUGCAAUGAGGACCUCACCUUGGUGACAGACUGCAUGGAGCAUGCCCUGACUUCCUGUCACCCUCGCACUCGAUACUCAGCUGGCUGGGAUGCCAAGCUCUUCUACCUCCCCCUGAGCUACCUGCCCACCUUCCUAACAGAUGCCAUCUUCUACUGGAUGUCCAUGAAGCCUGCCAAAGCUCUGUGAAGCCUCCACAUGUUUCUGUAGUGAAUGUCAGGUCACGGAUCCUCAGGAGAAGGAAGGUUCCUGGGCUCAGUACAACCUUGC
Messenger RNA from Cricetulus griseus (Chinese hamster), 722 nucleotides. Lineage: Eukaryota; Metazoa; Chordata; Mammalia; Rodentia; Cricetidae. The record is from RefSeq and is a predicted model, not a curated record.